This is a messenger RNA of Musa acuminata subsp. malaccensis (wild Malaysian banana), 773 nucleotides long. RefSeq lists its product as uncharacterized. Lineage: Eukaryota; Viridiplantae; Streptophyta; Magnoliopsida; Zingiberales; Musaceae. The record is from RefSeq and is a predicted model, not a curated record. Gene Ontology annotation, cellular component: endomembrane system.
CCCCGUCGUUCCCGGUUGCCAGACCGCGCUCUUCAGUGUCUUCCUCGACUCGCCCCGCGCUCGCUCUUUCUUGUCGCGAGAGGCUACCCGCUGUUCAGGGAAGUGUUCUGGAAGGACGAUCAUUAUGGCAUCAAGGCGCCAUGUUCAAUACACUCCACUUGCAUUGGAUGACAUGGAUGAAGGUCAUGGAAUGUUGAAGGAAGAAGAUCUUCGUUUUGCCUACAAUCCUAAGGCCCUUGACAGAGUUCCAUGGAAAUCAAUUACCCUUGCUCUUUUUCUUCUUGCUCUUGGGUCAGCUCUUAUUAUUAUGUCAUUCUUCAUCUUUACAGGCCAUAUGGAGGGUGAGCGAUCCCAAGCAUAUGGCCUCUUGACUCUUGGUAUACUUGCAUUUCUUCCUGGUUUCUAUGAGACCCGGAUUGCAUACUACUCCUGGAGAGGUGCUCCUGGCUAUAGGUUCUCUUCGAUUCCUAACUAACGCUCCAGAAGUUCCUUAUGCACUAUUAUGGAUGGUAUUUUUUGCUUUUACUACUAAGAGCUUGCAAUAUGGAAUUACAACUUGUUUAAUUCCAUGUAGAUCCAUGUUUUAUGUGUACCUAUCAUAUGUGCAUUGAGCAUUUUGUGUUGCUUUUGUUAUUUCUGUUUGCAAUAAGGCCCUUACCCUUGCUGAUAUGGGGCUGGUUUUAUGACAUGUAGCAUGCUUUAGUUUCUUAAAUGUUCGGAGGGAUGCACCAAUAACUACCUACCUUGUAAUUUGUUUAAUGUUCUUUGUUACA